AGCGACAGUCCCCACGUGUCAGCUCACAGAGUCGAUAGAUCUACGAAGCGUCUGUAAGCCCAAGUGUGAGACUCGAAUUUUCCUUACCCAACGCCAACUCGGAGGCUGUGACUCAGGGCUACCUCCCCGAUUCUUCCUCACUUCACCCAGCCCGCUCAGCGAUUCAUCGUAAGAUCAUCUAUAAUUUCAACUUACCGACAAUUUUGAAGCUUGCUAUGCUCAUCAGUUUUUCACUAGGUUGAAGGUACAUUUUCUUUUUGUGGUGAAAUGAUGCCGUAGGCUUGCUAAAGUGGUUAAACUAUGCCAAAGUGGGAAGCUUGUGCUAUAAGCAGAUAAUCCAUGGGCUUCUUGGAGCUACGAAAUCUUUUGCUUGAUUAUGGUUUGAUAGGGAAAUUGAUGGGGCAAGUUCAUUGGCAUCAACAACAUGAUCAAUGGUGGUAUAGUUUGAGCUGAAGUUUGAAUGUUGCUUUCAGUUUGUUUUCCAGAUGGAAGAAGUUUGUCUCAAUAGUGAGCCAGUCUUUGAUGAGGUUGAUGAGUACGAGGGUGAGGGAGACUGCAGUGUGGUGGAACAUGAUGAAACUUGUGCAAAACUUUCAAAGAAAGAACCACUUCCACCUACUGUUGGUUUGGAGUUUGAUUCUUUUGAUGAAGCUUAUGACUUCUACAAUGUCUUUGCUAAGGAACAAGGUUUUGGCAUCAGAGUUAGCAAUUCGUGGUUUAGAUCCAAAAGGAAGGAGCGUUAUAGAGCAAAACUUAGCUGUAGUAGUGCAGGCUUUAAGAAAAAGAGCGAAGCCAACAAUCCAAGACCAGAAACAAGAACUGGUUGCCCCGCAAUGGUAGUCAUUAAGCUUGUGGACUCUAAAAGGUGGAGAAUAGUUGAAGUUGAGCUUGACCACAAUCACCAGGUGAGUCCACAGAUCAAAAGAUUUUACAAGUCUCAUAAGAAAAUGAUUCUUGCAGCCAGAAAGGCACAACCACCAGCAGAACCUGUUACAGAAAUACAUACUAUCAAGAUGUAUCGAACAGCUGCUUUGGAUGCUGGGUCUAAUGGUUACCCAAAUGUUUCUGAAAGAGAGGGUAUACAUCCAGCUGAUCACUCUAACCAUCUGGAACUUAAAGAGGGAGAUGCUUAUGCCGUUUAUAAUUACUUCUGUCGCAUGAAGUUAACUAAUCCAAACUUCUUUUACUUGAUGGAUUUUGAUGAUGAUGGUCGUCUGAAGAAUGUAUUUUGGGCUGAUGCUAGGUCCAGGACUGCAUGUGCUUACUUUUGUGACACUAUCGUGAUUGAUACAACAUGCUUGGCAAGCAAAUAUGAAAUUCCUUUGAUUUCUUUUGUUGGAGUGAACCAUCAUGGACAAUCUGUGUUGUUGGGGUGUGGCUUCCUCGGACAUGAGUCAGUAGAGUACUUUGUCUGGAUCUUUAGAGCAUGGCUUAAAUGCAUGCUAGGGCACCCCCCACAAGUUAUUGUUACUGAUCAGUGCAAACCCUUGCAAAUUGCUGUCUCUGAGGUUUUCCCUAAGGCUCAUCAUUGUUAUUGUGUGUGGUAUAUCAUGCACAGAGUUCCAGAGAAGUUGGGGGGUUUGAAAGGAUUUGAAGCAAUUAAAAGACAGUUAAAUAAAGCUGUCUAUAACUCCCUGAGGAUAGUUGAGUUUGAAACUUCUUGGGCCGAAGUGAUCAAGCAGCAUGGACUUGGGGAUAACAAAUGGCUCCAAACAUUGUAUGAAGACAGGAAACAAUGGGUUCCAGUGUACUUAAAGGACACAUUUUUUGCUGGAACGAUUCCUAUCCAAGAAAAUGAGAGCUUGAAUGCAUUUUUUGAUGGUUAUGUACAUAAGCAUACAUCUUUUAAGGAAUUUGUUGAUAAGUAUGAUUUAGCUCUGCACCGGAAGCACCUGAAAGAAGCCAUGGCGGAUAUGCAGUCAAGAAACUCAUGCUUUGAAUUGAAAACAAGAUGUAAUUUUGAGGUACAGCUCUCUAAAGUAUAUACAAAAGAAAUCUUUAAUAAGUUUCAAUCUGAAGUUGAGGGGAUGUACUCUUGCUUUAACACAAGGCAGGUGAGUAUAAAUGGGCCAAUAAUAACUUACAUCGUUAAAGAAAGAGUCGAAAUUGAAGGAAAUGAGAAGGAGGUUAGGAAUUAUGAGGUUUUGUUUGAGACUAGUCAGGUGGAUAUCCGAUGCAUAUGCAGUUUGUUCAACUACAAAGGUUAUUUAUGCAGGCAUGCAUUGAAUGUUCUUAAUUAUAAUGGAGUGGAAGAAAUCCCCUCACGCUAUAUACUGCCUCGGUGGUGUAAAGAUUUCAAGUACAGGCAUGUUGAUCGAGGCUCCUGUGACAUCAAUGUGUAUAACCCAGUUUAUUGGCAUAAUCACUUGCAUAAGUAUGCAAUUCCAGUUGUGGAAGGAGGAGCACAAUCCCAGGAACACUAUAAGAUUGCACUGCAUGAAUUGCAGGAAUUAUUGAACAGAUUUAAUCUUGUAGAGGACAGCUUAGUGUAGCAGAAUAUAUCAAAAACCCGAAUCCAAUGUUUUAAUUACCUAGAAAUACAAGGCUUUUGUUGUACUUACAAAUUAGAUGUGUUUAGAAAGAACUCAAUAAUUCCUUGGGACUGAUUUUUCGUAAGCAGUUGGAUUGUUGGUCCUCCCAUGGAAAUGAAUGUUAAACCCUCAUGUUGCCUGAGUUAAAUUGACUGUUUCAUGUUCUUCCAGAGUACCCUUAUGG
This is a messenger RNA of Theobroma umbraticum, 2715 nucleotides long. Lineage: Eukaryota; Viridiplantae; Streptophyta; Magnoliopsida; Malvales; Malvaceae. The record is from RefSeq and is a predicted model, not a curated record.